AUGUACUCGAAUUCAAACGCCUAUCUAGGCGGAAAUAGCCAGCGGCCUGGCCAACAACAGCAAUAUGGGAGCCCCUUCGGAAUGGGCGUCGGCCAGCAGGCCAUGGGCCAACAACAGCCUAGUCCCUUCGCCCCUCAGCCGACAGGCUUUGGCCAAGCUCCUCUGCAGCAGCAGUUCACCGGGUUUCCCAUGGCAUCCCAGGCGACUGGCAUGCCGCAGCAGCAGCAGCCUCCAAUGUCCCUCCAGAAUCAAUACACGGGGAUGCCCGGCCCCGGUGGCCCGCAAGGCUUCAAGCACCACCGAUGCCGUCCAUUCCUCAGCAAUCUCACAGCCGACUGGCUUCUCUUCUCAAGUCAAUUGAACCCGGUCGCCCCACCUCCCGCACCGGUGCAGAAGCCUCAGCCCACCGGGUUCUCGGAGAUGGCAGCCUCCUUCCACACAGGAGCACCGAAAGCGGCGGUUCCUCCUCCUCCCCCGAAGCCGACCAACAAGAUCCCUAAUAUCAGGCUGUCCUUUAUCACCGCACAAGAUCAAGCCAAAUUCGAGGGCUUGUUCAAGGCUCAAGUAGGUGACUCAGCCACGACCAUUGCCGGUGACAAGGCUCGCGACCUGCUCCUCCGGUCCAGGCUCGACGGUGAUACCCUAUCACAUAUCUGGACCCUUGCCGAUACCACCCGGUCUGGCCAGCUUCACUUCCCCGAAUUCGCUUUGGCCAUGUACCUAUGCAACCUGAAACUUACUGGCAAGCAGCUACCCCCAAGUCUUCCGGAUAACAUCAAGAACGAAGUGUCAAGCAUGGUCGAUAUUAUUAACUUUAGUGUUGCCGAGGAGGCUGCUUCUGCGCCGGCCACAAACGCGCCCGAUUUUGCCAGGCAGAACACCACCUCCCCGCCCACUAUUCACCAACCUCAGCCGCAGGCAUCGAACUCCCAGCUCCUGCAAACACAAAUGACUGGAUUCCCGGGGCAACAACAGACCGGCUUCGGCCAGCCUCAAGGCAUGCAGCCUCAGCAAACCGGAUUCCCAGGAAUGUCCAACCCUCUUGCUACUGGUUACAACGGCCCGCGCCCUCCCAUGCCACCCAUGCCCACCGGAUUCGGCCAGAGCCUAUCAACCGGCUUGCAAGGCAACGCCGUGAUUCCUUGGGCGAUCACGAAGGAUGAGAAGCAUCGAUAUGACGGCCUUUUCCGCGCUUGGGAUGGCAUGAGUAAGGGGUUUAUCGCCGGCUCACAGGCCAUUGAAAUUUUUGGUCAGAGCGGACUGGAGAAGCCCGACCUCGAGCGCAUCUGGACGCUCGCCGACAGCGGCAACAAGGGUCGCCUCAAUCUCGACGAGUUCGCCGUGGCCAUGCAUCUGAUCUACCGAAAGUUGAAUGGCUACCCAGUCCCUAACAAUCUACCGCCGGAACUUGUGCCGCCAUCAACGCGAAACAUCAACCAGUCCAUUGGGGCAAUGAAGUCGAUGCUACACGAAGAAUCAGAGCUCCGAAAGAACUCUGGUGCUGCCCUCCUUCCCCAACGCACCGGCGUCAACUAUGCCAAGUCCCACUCGCUCAGAGGCAACACGGGCGCCGCAUUUGGACGCAAAGAUGCCACAAGUUUUAGGAAUAAUGACGACGAUAUCGGUUACAAGUCGAGCGCGCGCCGUAGAAUCGGAACCAGUUCUCCUAGGCCCGACUCGCCUGUCUCCUCUGUGACGUCCAACGAUGAUCUCAGCUUGGAUCAGUUGAGAAAGAAGAUUCGCGAAAAGCAGGUCCUUCUCGAUGCCGUCGACUUUAAGGAUGAGAGGAACACUGAGGAAGAUGAUAUUCUCGACCGAAGAGAUCGUCGGGAGGCAGAAGAGUUGUACCGCCGUGUCCGCCGGAUCCAAGAGGAUAUUGAUAACCACCCCGAUUCUGCUUAUGUCUCUUAUGUCUCGGGCGAUACUGAUGCCGAAAGGCGUGCUCUCAAGCGCCAGCUUCAGAACCUCACCGAUCGCAUCCCCCAGCUCGCCUCAGAGGUCCGCAAGACCGAAAAGGCGAUUGCAGACGCGCGAAUGGAACUUUUCCGAUUGAAGGACGCCAAGACCAACCCCGGCAGCGCCGCCGCAAUCAUUGGCACUGGACCGGGCGGUAUGGUCACGGAAUCGGACAGGCUCAAGGCUCGGGCCAAGGCCAUGAUGCAGCAACGAACAGCCGCACUCACUGGCAAAAAGGUCGAUAUCAGCAACGACGAAGAUGCCGCUAAGCGUCUGGAAGAGGAGAGCCUUAAAGCCAGGACCGAAAAGGAAAAUAAUGAGCGCAUGGUCCGUGAUGUCGAGGACAGUGUUCGCGACUUUGCCAAGGGCCUCGAGGAUAACUUGAAGGACGGCGGCCGAGACUCGACCAGCGAACACGAACGGCGUCGGUGGGAGGAUGGACUAGGUGUCGAGGACGAGGUCCGCGAUUUCAUCUUCGACAUGCAGCGUUCCAGCCGAUCAGCUCGCGUCCGGUCCCAAGACACUCGAAGCACACGUGCUCCCGAGCCCGCCCCUCGGUCCCAGCCCGAGGCGUCCUUCAGGAACGACACGCCUCCUCCGCGAUCAACAGCGUCGCCCUCGACUACCGCGGGAGGUAACUCAUACUCGUCGUACAAGACGCCAGAGGACCGUGCCGCCUUUAUCAAGCAGCAAGCGGAGCAGCGAAUGGCUGAAAGGCUUGCCGCUUUGGGAAUCAAGGCUCCUUCGAAACCAGGAGAGACGGCAGCACAGAGGCUCGAGCGCGAGAGGGCGGAGAAGGCCGCGAAGCUGCGACAAGCUGAAGAAGAAGACGCGCGGAGGGAGGCAGAACGGCAGGCGAGGCUUGCGGACGAACAGGGCGUUCCUCCUCCUGCUCCCGAGCCUACCAAGAGCGAAAGUCGCAAGCCAGCACCUCCGCCCUCACGAAAGACGGCUAAGGAGCAGCCCGCCCAGCAGGAACCCGCAGCCCGCGAAGAAGCGGGCGAGCUGGAGCGCGAGAGAGAGGCGGCGGAGGCGCGUCUGAAGGCUCUGGAAGAGCAGGUAAAGCAGAACAAACUCAAGAAGGAGGAGGAGAAACGGCGAAAGAAGGCCGCGUUGGCGGAAGGCAGAGAGCGAGAGGCUAAGGAGCGAGAGGCAAAGGAGAAGGAGGCGAGGGAUCGUGAGGCCAAGCUCGCGGCGGAGCGUGCCGAGUUUCAACGACGCGAGGAAGAGCUCCGGCGAACUGGAGCGGUCGACCACCUCUCCCCACAGCCCGCGGCGGCCGUCGCUGCAGCUCCGGCGGCCACGCCUCCUACGGACACGGAAAGCAAGAACCCCUGGUUCAAGAUGAUGGCGCAGCCAGCGGCCGAGACCCAAGCGCCUAGCGCCCCCGCCCCGCCCGCCCCGCCUGCCCCGUCUGCCCAGUCUGCCCCCGCUUCGGCACCGGCAGAGUCUACGAAUCCAUUCCACCGAAUGGCACAACAGGGACAGUCAUCGGCGCCUUUCGUCCCCGGACCUACCAUCUCCCGCAAGCGCGCCGACGAUGACGACGACGGCUGGGGCUCCGACAACAACGAUGAGUCGGACGAUGAGUCGGACGAUGGACGACCCGGCGGCGCCAAGGCCGCGCAACUCGCGCAAAUGCUCUUUGGCGCCAUGGGACCCCCUCGGCCACUCUCUGCUGCCGAUGAGAAGGCCACCUCCGGCCGCUCCUCCCCGCCGCCGCCCCCUGUGCCUGACUUUGGUGCUCCGUCUGCCCCUGCGCCGCCGCCGCCCCCUCCCAUGCCAAACAUGGGCGCGCCUGCUCCUCCUGGACCCCCGCCCCCGCCUCCUAUGCCUAGCCUCGGCGGAGGAGGAAGUGCUCCCGCCGCACCACCUGGCGGAGGCCGACCGGCCGGCCUCUUGGGUCAGAUCCAGGCCGGAGCGAUGCUCAAGAAAACCACGACCAAGGACAAGAGCGCAUCAUCGUUUGCUGGACGCGUCUUGGAUUGA
Messenger RNA from Parascedosporium putredinis, 3945 nucleotides. NCBI's taxonomy places the organism in Eukaryota, Fungi, Ascomycota, Sordariomycetes, Microascales, Microascaceae. The record is from the annotation of a GenBank genome assembly.